This is a messenger RNA of Laccaria bicolor S238N-H82, 792 nucleotides long. RefSeq lists its product as uncharacterized. Gene Ontology annotation, cellular component: membrane. The record is from RefSeq and is a predicted model, not a curated record. The annotation marks the transcript as partial. Gene Ontology annotation, molecular function: sphingosine N-acyltransferase activity. Lineage: Eukaryota; Fungi; Basidiomycota; Agaricomycetes; Agaricales; Hydnangiaceae. The transcript has 7 exons. Gene Ontology annotation, biological process: ceramide biosynthetic process.
GACCCCCGAUACGCGAAAUCCUACCACGACUUGAUCUUUCUGGCCUACCACAUCGUCUUUUUCUCCUGCGUGCGACAGUUCAUCACCAUUAACCUUUCCAGACCUAUCGCCAAGUAUUUUGGUUUGAAACGGGAAUCCAAGAUAGACAGGUUCGGCGAACAGAUGUAUGCUUUGGUGUAUUUCAUGGUUCUUGGAGUGUAUGGUUAUUCCGUAAUGACACGCCUACCGACCUAUUGGUAUAGAACGCAAUACUUUUGGAUUGACUACCCGCAUUGGGACAUGAACCAGGACAUGAAACGGUACUACCUCAUGCAAUUCUCCUACUGGUGUCAGCAAUUGCUCGUUUUGCUCCUCGGACUGGAGAAACCACGUAAGGAUUAUUCGAAACUUGUCGCUCACCACAUCAUCACCUUGUGGUUGGUCGGAGGGAGUUAUGUACUCAACUGCACGUACAUGGGGAACGCGGUAUUCAUCAGUAUGGAUAUACCGGACACCUUGUUUGCGUUCUCCAAACUCCUGAAUUACAUUCAAUGGGAGCGGGCCAAGAUGGUGUCAUUCGUCACAUUCAUCGCAGUUUGGACAUACUUCCGGCAUUACCUGAACAUCGUAAUGCUCUGGUCGGUAUUGUUCGAAUCACAUCUCGUCCCUGAUUUCGCGAAACAAUGGAGUAGCUCCCAAGGCGUCUACAUGGUGUUCUGGCUGCCACCAGUCAUAUUCGCAUCAAUGUUCUUUUUGCAGUGUCUCAACCUUUACUGGUAUUAUCUUAUGUUGCGGAUAUUGAUCAGGUCAGUU